Messenger RNA from Clupea harengus (Atlantic herring), 2650 nucleotides. It is a transcript of the gene mtif2, whose product is annotated as mitochondrial translational initiation factor 2. Gene Ontology annotation, molecular function: translation initiation factor activity; GTPase activity; GTP binding. NCBI's taxonomy places the organism in Eukaryota, Metazoa, Chordata, Actinopteri, Clupeiformes, Clupeidae. The record is from RefSeq and is a predicted model, not a curated record. Gene Ontology annotation, cellular component: cytoplasm. Gene Ontology annotation, biological process: translational initiation.
GUUCCGUGAUACCGAAUAGCAUUGUGGGAGAUGUGUCAUGGCGGCGCCCUUACGAUGACAUCUGAAACCGGUGGAUCUAUACCACAUUUACUUUUAUUAACAUUUUCGUCAGCCCACGGAUCUCCGAACAUGGAGUGACACGUUCUUUAAGGUCCAUACAAGUCUGAACACAGUGAUGAAGAGGAUGGUUACUCUGAUGAGGAGGGCGAUCCUGAUACCGCGCCCAGAGGUAGCCCUCUCCCCCUGGCCCCAUCCAGCCUUCUCUCCGAACAGGACCCCCGCACCCCCGUUCACUGGCUAUCAGGCUCGCUAUCUAGCAGCAAAGCAGGGUAAACCACCUCAUGGGAAAGGCAAGAAGUUCCAUCCCAAACCAACUAAAACAGAGAAGCUAGAGAAACAGGAGGUGGAAAUAAAGCAGCACAUGACCGUGUCUGAAUUGGCCCGGGCUAUGAAUAAAGACAUUGAUCAUGUAUACGAGGCCCUCCUGAACACAGAGGUGGACAUAGACGACCUGGAGCCAGACGCGUACCUCGAGGAGAAGUGGAUCAAGGAGGUGGUGAAGCGCUCCGGCAUGAAGUACAAAUACGCCCGACUGGCGGAGGUCAAAGUACGGGAGAACAAAGACGCCCAGAGACAGCCGCCGGGAGACCCUGCCAAGCUGGUGAGUCGCCCCCCAGUGGUCACCAUCAUGGGCCAUGUGGACCACGGCAAGACCACCCUGCUGGACAGCCUGCGCAAGACCCAGGUGGCAGCCAUGGAGGCCGGGGGCAUCACACAGCACAUAGGAGCCUUUCUGGUCCAGCUGCCUUCAGGAGAGAAGAUCACGUUUCUCGACACCCCGGGUCAUGCAGCUUUUUCGGCCAUGAGGGCGAGAGGCGCCCUGGUCACCGACAUUGUCAUCCUGGUGGUUGCUGCGGACGACGGGGUCAUGAACCAAACAAUCGAGUCCAUACAGCAUGCCAAAACAGCCAAAGUGCCAAUCAUCCUGGCGGUGAACAAGUGCGAUAAGCCUCAGGCGGACCCAAAGCGCGUCAAGGAGCAGCUGCUGGCCCAUGACAUUGUCUGCGAGGAGUACGGAGGAGACGUCCAGGCCAUCCACGUCUCAGCUCUCAAGGGUGAUAACCUGAUGGAGCUGGCGGAGGCGACCGUGACCCUGGCAGAGGUGCUGGAGCUGAAGGCAGACCCCUCGUGUCUGGUGGAGGGCACAGUCGUCGAGAGCCGCACCGACAAGGGCAAAGGACCUGUCACUACAGCGGUCAUCCAGCGUGGCACCAUACGACGAGGCGCCACGUUGGUGGCGGGUAAGACCUGGGCCAAGGUGCGCUUCCUCUUCGACCAGAACGACCAGUUGAUGAGUGAGGCGGGGCCCGGCUCGCCGGUGCAGAUCGUGGGCUGGAAGGAGCUGCCCUCGGCCGGGGAGGAGAUCCUGGAGGUGGAGUCAGAGCAACGGGCGCGUGAGGUGGUGGAGUGGCGGGCGUACGCGGAGGAGCAGGACAAGCUGAAGGAGGAGCAGCAGGCCAUCGAGGUGAAGACGCGCGAGCACCAGGAGAGCUACCGGCGUGAGCGCGAGAGCCUGGCGCACCUCAGCUGGAGGCAACGCAAGGCGGCCAUGUACCGCGCCAACAAGCACCGCAUGUCCCAGAGGCCCAGCGAAAAGACUGAGAGCGACCAGCUCACCAUGCCACUCAUCAUUAAAGGUGACGUGGAUGGGUCCGUGGAGGCCAUCUUGAACAUCCUGGAGAGCUACGAUGCCCACCACCAGUGCCAAAUGGACAUUGUUCACUUUGGAGUCGGGGACAUCUCAGAGAAUGACAUCAACAUGGCGGAAACAUUCUCAGGUGUAAUAUACGGCUUUAACGUCGAGGCCAAUAAGCCCAUCCAACAAAUGGCUGCUAAGAAGUCUGUCCCCGUGAAGCUGCAUAAGGUCAUCUACAAGCUCAUUGAUGACCUGAAGGAAGAGCUGAGCAGCAAACUAGCCCCAAUCAUCCAGGAGAAGGUUAUUGGGGAAGCGUCGGUGUUGGCUAUGUUCACCGUGACGGUGGGGAAGAAGAAGGUUCCUGUGGCGGGCUGCAGGGUCCAGAAAGGUCACCUGGACAAAAAGAUGAAGUUCCGGCUCACUCGCGGACGAGAUGUAGUCUGGGAAGGCUCCCUUACUGCUCUGAAGCACCACAAGGAUGACGUCCAGUCUGUGAAGACGGGCAUGGAGUGUGGCCUCUGUCUGGAUGAGGACGUGGAGUUCAAACCCGGAGACGACAUAGUUUGUUAUGAGGACUCAGAAGUUCAGCAGAAAAUAUCCUGGGAUCCAGGAUUCUGAGAGAGACAGUGUUUAGUAUUUCCCUUUUUUUCUUUUCUUUUUUAAAAGAAAAAAGUGAAAACAUAAUUAUUUCACCUCUGAAACCCACAUCAAAGACAACCUUGAACCAGGAAUGGGACUAAGAAAACACUGCUGCAUCAAAUGUAAAAUCUGAAAGCAGAAACACACUCUGCCUCAAUGGAAAUUCACCGACCUGCCCCGCAUACAUAACAGGAAGGCCAACACCAAAUAUCAGUGUGUGGGAACAGCAUCUGUCAUCUAAAUGUCAACACGGAGCUUUAGUGUGUAAAUAAUAUUGCUAAUGUGAAAUCAUUAAAAUACUUUAUGAUAAACAAA